Rhodotorula toruloides NP11 is the source of this 639-nucleotide messenger RNA. RefSeq lists its product as uncharacterized. The record is from RefSeq and is a predicted model, not a curated record. Lineage: Eukaryota; Fungi; Basidiomycota; Microbotryomycetes; Sporidiobolales; Sporidiobolaceae. Bases 1 to 639 code for a protein of 212 amino acids. The transcript has 3 exons.
AUGGACGACGACGACAGCACGUCCGAGGCAUCGUACUCGCAGUACAUGCCCCGCCAUGCUCACCCGCACUCGGCGCGCCCGCUCUUCAACGAACAAACCCCCGCUCUCUCGCAUGCGCCAACUCCCUCGUACUUUGCAGACCAGCAGCAGCCAGUCGCAUCGACUUCUGCGCAGCCAUACACCGCAGCGAUGAACGGCUACGCGGGGACCGGGUACGGCGAUGAGGAGGACGAGCUGGACGAUCUGCAGUCUGCGACGGAGGACGAGGACGAGGACAGCUCGGAUGAGGAGGCGCUAGCGGAGCAGCAGUUGCGCGCUGUGCAGGCGAAAAAGAUGGAGGCGGUCAAGGGGCUGUACAAGGGCGAGCGCGUCCUGCCUGAGGAGGAGUUUGGCAGCAAGACGGUUCGAGAGAUUUACGACAUGCUGAAGGCGGGCGUGAUCAACCUGAGUCCGGAUUACCAGCGCGAGGCCGUUCGCUACAAGCUCGUCCACCCCGACGCCCAGAUCGACCCGGAGAACAAGGCGAGGUUGCCAGCGGGUUGGAAGGGCGAGUCGGAUUCGGACGGCGAGAGCGAGCUGGAGGAGGAUGUGGACGCGAAGGGGAGGGCGAAGGGGAAGAAGGUACCGAGGAAGGUGUGA